Zingiber officinale is the source of this 1450-nucleotide messenger RNA. RefSeq names its product U11/U12 small nuclear ribonucleoprotein 25 kDa protein-like. Lineage: Eukaryota; Viridiplantae; Streptophyta; Magnoliopsida; Zingiberales; Zingiberaceae. Gene Ontology annotation, biological process: mRNA splicing, via spliceosome. The transcript is spliced from 10 exons. Gene Ontology annotation, molecular function: protein binding. The coding region runs from base 753 to 1271 and encodes 172 amino acids. Gene Ontology annotation, cellular component: U12-type spliceosomal complex. The record is from RefSeq and is a predicted model, not a curated record.
AGAAGAUCUUCCUGUAUAAAACUCCCUCACGUGCCAAACACGUGCCACGCUCCAACGCACCAAAAGCCAGACGCCUGCCCUAGCCUCGCGAUUUCCUUCUCCUCGCGAUUUCUUCUCCAGCGCCGCCUCCUCCCACCGUCGCCUCCACCGCAGCCAAAGCCUUCGUCGCCUGCGGCCUCCCUCCGAAGCCGCGUCCCUCCCGCGACCUCCCUCCUGCGCUGAAGCCCUAUCCCCGUCGCCUCCCUCCAGCGCCGAAGCCCUAGCCCCGUCGCCUCCCUCCAUCUGUUUGUGCUGCAAAAUCUGCUUUGGAAACGUUGGCCUGAUAUUUACAAAGGGAGAUCUCAAGGAAGUCAGUGAAGAGGUUGCCAAGUACAAGCCGGCUCAAAGUAAUUAUUAUGGAGGGUGAAUUUACGAGUUGUCGUCAUUUGAAUUUUAACGAAAAUAAAGCUAGUCGGGAAGGGGACUUUGAUGUUAUUGAUGAAGGCUUAAACAUUGAAACAGAUUUGGAUAUACCACAAAUGGGGUUGGAAUUUGAUACAGAAGAAGAUGCAUAUCAAUUUUAUUUGUCAUAUGCUAAAAAAGUGGGAUUUGGCAUAAGGAGAGUGACGGAGUAGUGGCAGCACCUGGCUGGAAUAGUAGCAACAGGCUUUUGGACGACUCUGCUUUCCGUGAAUGUGCAGCAGUAAAGAAGUCUUUCCUUUCUUCUAGUGCCUAAUUAGCACGUUUUGGUGAAUCACAUCAGGUUUAUUGAGAUGGAAUCCAGUUCCAAAGCUGAGGAAGAUAUCGGCUAUAGCAGCAUAACAACCAAGAAAGCCCAACUUCAAUCUAUGCUUUCAACUCUCCUGGAUGAUCCAAUUCUGGCAGAUGUUUUGAAGAAACCUACCCUUGUAGAUGUUGACACCUUGAUAAACUUGGAGCUAGGCAGUGCAAUGAAGAUAACUAUAGUUAAGAUGGACAAUACCUCAUUCGAUGUUGCUGUGCUGAACUCUGCUACCGUUAAGGAUUUGAAAUUAGCAAUCAAGAAGAAAAUAAAUGAGAUGGAGCAAACAACAAUGGGUCAUCGCCACAUUUCAUGGAGGCAUGUCUGGGCUAACUUUUGUCUUUCUCAUCAAAAUGAAAAGCUGGUUGAUGACAAUUCUGUGCUUAGUGAAUAUGGCGUAAGCAAUAAUUCCAAGGUACAUUUUUUCCCUUUUGUCGCAUCCAGGGCGACCCAGAAACAUUCUAAGAGAAGGAAACACCGUUUCUUUCAUGGUCUCAGUAAAAGGUUAUAGCUUCGCCACGAGCUCAAAGUUCUGAUACUGUUGUUUUCUUCUUUAUGGUAUUUUGCAGUUUUACUUCACCGAUAAAUUGAUAAUGAUGACAAUUUUAAUGUGGAGAUAUUUGAUUGUGUUGACUGUCAAUUAUUUUAGCGAAUUAAUUAUUAAAAACUUAGUAAUUUUAAUUGAUAUCA